AAUUUUCCCGCCAAAAUUUUAUCAGAUGUUCAAAUUACAUAACCUCUGAUUUCCAGAAAAAUGUUUAAACAAAGCGUCAGUUUGUUCAAAUUAGCAACAAAUCAUACGAUUAGACGUUUUUUGUACGGCAGUAAAAAAUUAAGCGCUCCACCGGGGGCUUACGAAGGUGAAGGAAAAACAACCGUAAACAUAUUAAACAAUGAGGACGAGGUGGGAUUAAUGAUAAACGGCUUCAGUCAAGCGGGUUUUAGAUUAAAUAACGAUUUGACGAUUUUAGGCUCCGUUGUAAUAUUUCCAAAAUCAGUUCUUUCAUGGAAUGUUGGCGACAUCAACGAAAUUACAGAUGAAUCACUUUCGUUAUUUACCAUAUUAGAACCCAAAUUAGAUAUAAUUGUUUUAGGAAUAGGAGAUCCACAAAAAGAUUUCAGUUUCUAUAAAAAAAUUGUACCGUUUGCACGCAAACACAAAUUAACAUUUGAAAUUCUUCCUACGGAACAAGCUUGUGCAACGUUUAAUUUUUUAAGUUCUGAAGGAAGACAUGUAGCUGGUGCGCUAAUACCACCACAAACUGUCGUUACCACUGAGGAUGAUGUGCUGCAAACCAAAUUAAGAUACCAGAAUUUGUACGAAAGAGAAUAAAGGAAUUUUGCCGAA
Molecule: messenger RNA, 654 nt
Organism: Tribolium castaneum (red flour beetle)
Lineage: Eukaryota; Metazoa; Arthropoda; Insecta; Coleoptera; Tenebrionidae
Exons: 4
Coding region: 61-639 (192 amino acids)
Biological process (GO): mitochondrial respiratory chain complex I assembly
Cellular component (GO): mitochondrial inner membrane
Source: RefSeq, a predicted model, not a curated record